UUCCAGAUGACCACAUCCAAUGGUGAGCUGCUCGGUUUGGCCUUCAUGGCGUUCUUCAUUAUCACGCUGUCGUCAACGGCGCGCUAUUACUUCAAAUUCUUCUGCUUCGUCGCCUUUUCGGUAGUAUGCGCCGUCGGUCCAGUGCCGCUAAUGCUUCUCCGGCCCCGGGACUACCGGAACGCGCUAAUUCCAGCGUACUUGUGCGUCCGGUUCGGGAAGAUGCUCGGUGCGUCAUUUUCGGUCCGUGGCAAGGAAAACAUCAAUCGCAACCACGGAGGAAUCGUGAUGAUGAAUCACCAGAGCGCACUGGACUUAAUUGUUCUGGCGGAACUUUGGCCUAUCAUGGGACGGUCGACUGUGGUUGCGAAAAAGGAGGUCCUGUAUAUGUUCCCGUUCGGAACCGCCUGUUGGCUUUGGGGCACGCUGUUUAUCGAUCGACAGAAUCGUGAUUCAGCAAAGACCGUCAUCAACAAGGAGGCGAAGGCCAUCAACGAGAAGCAGGCGAAACUACUUUUCUUCCCGGAAGGAACACGGGGCAACGGGGACAAACUACUGCCAUUUAAGAAGGGUUCGUUCCACGUGGCCGUCGAAUCGCAGGCCUUCAUUCAACCGGUGGUCAUUUCGAAGUACCACUUUCUCAAGUCUAACGCAAAGAUUUUUAACCGAGGACAAAAUAUUAUCAAGAUUCUUCCGGAAAUUUCCUGUGCCGGGCUGACGAAGGACGACAUUCCAGCGCUGACGGAGCGCGUACAGAAGAUGAUGCAGCGGGAAUACGAGCUCCUCUCGGAGGAAUCGCUGGCGAUCAACAAUAUAAGCGAAGUGCAUUAGCUGAAGCAAUGUCGAUCAGAUAUCCCUUGGCCCGAGGGAAAGGAUGACACCAGGCAGUGGAAGCCGGUGUAUUAUUUUUCGAACUUUACUCCCCUUCUUCUCCCGUUUGGAUAAACUAUUUAUAUCGACGGACAGCAGCUGCGGCAUUAUAAUCAUCAUCCAUCGAAACAGAGAGAGAGAGAGAGAGAAUAAGUCAUCGCUUACGAGAAACAACAUAGUCAGGAAUUACCGUAUAGAAACCUCCUCAUACAGAGAGCUUAGUAGUGGCGAUUUGCUAAAAAACUUUUAAAAUUUAACAUUUACGAAAUACCACUGGCAUAGUUUCUCAUUAAUAGUUUCUUCCAGCACUCGGGGCUCCGAGGCAAACGCAAGCAAACGCAAACGCACAAUCCUACCUAAAAAAGUGAUCGUGCGAAAGCCGUUUCCGACAAAUUGUGUGUGCGUGGCUUGUACCAGUCCAUUUUCUAUCUUCGCCCGUUAGUGAAACGACUAUUGUUCCUGUAGCAAUAAGUAAUGUAGGGGGUAGCGAAGGCUUGCCCCCACUGGAAAAUCGAUACAAAUUUAGUAACACACAGUUAGAACACGCUGGGUGGAAUCCUAACUACUACUACUAAUAGUAGCCAUCAAUCAAAAAGAAGCAAACGAGUGCAAACUGCUUGUAAAUAGCGUACAAAGUACAUAUUUUAGCACGAUAAGAAUUUUAUCCAAGAGCAUAGGUUUAGGGAAGAGGGCUCGAACCGCGUCCUACAAAUGCGAGCAUGGGAAACGCACAAGCGACGUGAAAGGAGCGCAAAUACAAAACAAAAAUAUUAAAGCCUAGCGAGUCACCAGCAGCAAGCACACACAGACAAAAAACAAAACGGGUGCUCACAGUAAAUGGCGCAAGGAAAACAAACGUGACACGACGACGACGGUGUACGUUAAAUGUGAUAAUACAUUAAAACAAAGCGGAGCACACGAACACGACGAUCCCUCCUUGUUGCCUGAACACGGUAGGUUCACGACCUCCGUAACAAACUCGUGCAAAGGGAAAAAACACGUUAUUGUUCCCGAAGGAAAACCCGCUCGAAGCCGUACCCCAGUGUCGGGAUGGUCUCCUUGUUCAAAAGGAUGUUGGCACUAUCGUACGAAAGCGGCCUGGAUUCAUAAGUUGCUACUUAUUAAUUCUGAAGACAGUUCCCAUUGCGAGUUUCCCACUGCAUAAUGAAGCUCCUUCAGGGAUUUCUGUUGUCGAGGAUAAUCGUUCGAACGAAUAUAUAAGAACAGCUACAUGAUUAGGGGCACGUCCCACGAGACCGACCUUCUUCAGUUACAGAUUCCAUCCAUAGACGGUUUCCUUUGAAGGUGAAGCGCAUCGUCUGCUACCAUCUCUCAUCGAAGUUCUACUACGUUCUCGAGAAAAUAGUCUCAGUCUCUUCACCGGAACCGAAUGGAUGGCAACGUGGAAAUGAUAUAAAUUUUGCCUCUGAAAGCAAUAAAAAGGAUCAGUGCAAAAAAAAGGGAGGUGUCGCUGCGAUCGCCCACCGAAGGGGGAACUGGUGUGUGCAGAAUGGCUGGUGUGGUUUUUCCUCGCUUGGAAAUCGAUUGCAGUUUAGAACACAUCCGUAUUCUCGUCAUAGAAGAGAGAGAGAGUGAAGAAGAAAUAUCGGGUGGAAAAUAUUCUAUUAGUUGUUAGCUACACGU
Molecule: messenger RNA, 2511 nt
Organism: Anopheles coustani
Lineage: Eukaryota; Metazoa; Arthropoda; Insecta; Diptera; Culicidae
Product: 1-acyl-sn-glycerol-3-phosphate acyltransferase alpha-like
Exons: 9
Coding region: 7-828 (273 amino acids)
Biological process (GO): phosphatidic acid biosynthetic process
Cellular component (GO): membrane; endoplasmic reticulum
Molecular function (GO): 1-acylglycerol-3-phosphate O-acyltransferase activity
Source: RefSeq, a predicted model, not a curated record